UAUCCAAUCAUCUCCUCCUGAGUCCCGAUGUCCAAUAUGUUGGACAUCCAGAUUCAAGCCUAUUAUUAAUAUUGUAGUGAAUUUACGACAGUAAAUCCUUCGGUCCAACGUAUUGGAUGAAUUUACGAACGCGUUGCAUGCCCAGCUGUUUUGCUGUUAUGCCACAGUGCGCUGUUAUUUGUUUAUGAAAAUUUUGUUCAUGAUGGCCGCCUUUCGUCCUACAACUAUUGACUCGAUUUUCGGGACGAAAAAACGACUGAGAUUUGGAGUAGACGAUGAAAAAAUCGAACAACUUCUGGAUGCCGACUGUUCAGACUUAGAAUUAAAUGAUUUUUCUAAUGAUGGAGUUGAUUUCGAGAUUCAGCAAGAUAUCCAGGAAAUUGAGGACGCUCCUGAGGACAUUUUGUCUGAAGAAGAUUCUGAUGACGAGCCGCUAAGUGUGAUUAGAGAAAGGAUAACUACUGAACGGGUUUAUAACAGAAACCGCAUGAAUUGGAAAAUAUUGAAAAACUUUAUUCCACCAAACUUCGUGUUUGAAGAACCUGUUGACAACGUCGAAUCUCGCAGAGAUUGGAAAGUUCAGGACUAUUUAAAAAUGUAUCUGGAUGAUGAGAUUCUCCAGAAUAUUUGUGAUUGCACGAAUGUGAAAUUUUUGGAAGAGAAGGGAAAAUCAAUGAAUCUGAUAUUACCAGAAAUUAAAAAGUUUAUAGCUAUUACAAUUUUGAUGUCAUGUUUGAAAUAUCCCCAAGUAAGAAUGUACUGGGCAAAAACAACUUAAGUUAGUGCAAUAGCUACUGCAAUGACCAGGGAUCGAUAUUUCUUGAUUAGGAAUAACCUGAAAGUAGUGAUCGAUAACAAUGUCACUCCUCAAGAAAAAACGCUCGACCGCUUGUACAAGAUUCGUCCUCUAAUUGAUCGUAUUCGGAAGGGGUGUUUGAUGUU
Messenger RNA from Harmonia axyridis, 942 nucleotides. RefSeq lists its product as uncharacterized. Lineage: Eukaryota; Metazoa; Arthropoda; Insecta; Coleoptera; Coccinellidae. The record is from RefSeq and is a predicted model, not a curated record. Bases 185 to 778 code for a protein of 197 amino acids. The transcript is spliced from 2 exons.